This is a messenger RNA of Lactuca virosa, 330 nucleotides long. NCBI's taxonomy places the organism in Eukaryota, Viridiplantae, Streptophyta, Magnoliopsida, Asterales, Asteraceae. The record is from the annotation of a GenBank genome assembly.
AUGGUUCAAGAGGCAAAUCCAGGGAUAGGACCUGAAGAGUAUUUAGAGACAUACUACGAGUACGAGAGAUCCAACGAGGAAACUGAAGAAGUAAGGAGCAUUGAGGAGGUUAUUAGUGAGUCCCACCCUUUAGGAAUGAUACCAGACCAUUACACGACACAAGAAUACCCCACUGAUCGGACGCGCUCCUUGGAGGAGGAAGUUGCCACUCUCAGACAACAACUUUUCACAGCAGAAACCAGAGCAGCUCGAGCGGAGCCUGAGAGGGACGAAAUCACUCGGGAGAUGAUUGAGCUGGCUGACCUGUUGGUGUGCCAUUUCGGCAUUUGA